Molecule: messenger RNA, 1464 nt
Organism: Juglans microcarpa x Juglans regia
Lineage: Eukaryota; Viridiplantae; Streptophyta; Magnoliopsida; Fagales; Juglandaceae
Product: chalcone synthase 2
Exons: 3
Coding region: 67-1236 (389 amino acids)
Biological process (GO): polyketide biosynthetic process
Molecular function (GO): acyltransferase activity, transferring groups other than amino-acyl groups
Source: RefSeq, a predicted model, not a curated record
ACAUUGAUAUAUAUAUAUAUAUAUAUAUAUAUAUAGAAAUUAAGAAACUAGGAUCGAGAAAGAGGCAUGGCGUCCAUGGAGGAAAUCCGAAAGGCUCAGCGAGCACAGGGUCCAGCCAACAUUUUAGCCAUUGGCACAGCCACUCCCUCCAACUGCGUCUCUCAAGCUGACUAUCCUGACUUUUACUUCAGAAUCACAAAAAGCGAGCACAUGACCGAGCUGAAAGAGAAGUUCAAACGCAUGUGUGACAAAUCGAUGAUAAAGAAGCGUUACAUGUACUUGACUGAAGAAAUUCUGAAGGAAAAUCCUAAUAUGUGUGCGUACAUGGCUCCUUCUCUAGACGCACGUCAAGACAUAGUAGUUUUGGAGGUGCCCAAGCUGGGAAAGGAAGCGGCAUCGAAGGCAAUUAAGGAAUGGGGCCAGCCCAAAUCUCGCAUCACCCACCUCGUUUUCUGCACAACCUCCGGCGUGGACAUGCCUGGUGCCGAUUACCAACUCACCAAGCUUCUCGGCCUUCGACCCUCCGUGAAGCGUUACAUGAUGUAUCAACAGGGCUGCUUCGCCGGCGGCACGGUGCUCCGACUCGCCAAAGAUUUGGCCGAGAACAACAGAGGUGCGCGUGUUCUCGUGGUCUGCUCUGAAAUCACGGCCGUCACUUUCCGCGGCCCCUCCGAUUCGCACCUGGACUCUCUGGUCGGCCAGGCCCUCUUCGGUGACGGCGCUGCUGCUCUCAUUGUCGGCUCAGACCCCGAUACAUCUAUCGAACGUCCACUAUACCAACUCGUGUCGGCAGCACAGACAAUCCUACCUGACUCCGACGGUGCAAUCGACGGACACCUAAGAGAAGUUGGCCUCACUUUUCACUUGCUGAAGGAUGUGCCCGGAUUAAUAUCAAAGAACAUCGAGAAGAGCUUGGUGGAAGCUUUUACUCCGAUCGGGAUAAGUGAUUGGAACUCAAUAUUCUGGAUAGCACAUCCAGGAGGGCCAGCCAUUCUCGACCAGGUGGAGGCCAAUCUCGGACUGAAAGAAGAGAAAAUGAGAGCAACAAGACAGGUUCUGAGCGAGUAUGGGAACAUGUCGAGCGCAUGCGUGCUGUUCAUAUUGGACGAGAUGAGAAAGAAGUCGGCCAAGGAAGGAAAGGCAACGACAGGUGAAGGCCUGGAGUGGGGUGUUCUCUUUGGGUUUGGACCAGGUUUGACGGUCGAGACAAUUGUGCUGCACAGUGUCAAUAUCUAAGCACGCACUCCGGUCCGGCCCCGAUCGUGCAUGAGAAGUACCGAAUAUGCUUAUAAUAUAAUAUUGGAAGAAGAAUAUUCAUGUCGGAAAAUUUUUAAAAACUACUGAAUUCGUUGCCAUAUCUGUAUUAAUAAUAUUCAUCGAGUGUGCUUAGGCGUAGGAAUAUGCGUGUCUGUGUAUGCCUGUAAGGGAUUUGUUUUCCCAAUAAAAGCAUCAAAUUUCAAUGAU